CGACGACCUCGAUCCAAGACCAACACAAUGGAUCUCCGGGUACUACGCCGCCCCAUAUUUGACCUCCUGGCGGGGCGAGGCCAAUGUCUCCUCUCUGGCACUGUAUCGAGUCGCCGCAAUGAGUCCAGCUAUCGCCGGAUGAAGAAGAAGUUAAAUGUCAAGCCCGACGCCUCCUUUGGCUUUUCGAAAGACUCUCCUUCCACCGACCACAUCAUCUUCAAUCCGCCAUCAUCCGCUCCUUCGGUCCUACACACUCCCUUGAAGUUUCUCCCUAAAGAGGACAAACGCCGACAGCUCUACAGCGUUGCGAAAAAUUCGACACUCGGCAUCGACGAAGAGGCCAAACUCCCCCCGGCGAUCCUGAAGCAAAACGCGGGAUACCAGAGGUACCAUCUCACGCAAGAGGAUGUUGCUGAGAUCAGAAGGUUGAGAUCGUCGGAUCCGGAGACGUGGACGCGACUGAAGCUGGCGAGAAAAUUCAACUGCACCUCCCUUUUCAUCGGCAUAUGCUGCGAGGCAACCGCCGAGAAGGUUGCUCUCGAGAAGGCAAAGCUUGAGGCGGUGAAGGAGCGCUGGGGUCCGAAGAGGAGGAUGGCCAGGGAGGAUAGGGUCAAGCGCAGAGAGGCUGCGUACCGCGACGAAUAAGGGGGCCGACGACGAGGAUUUGCUACGGAUGUAUAAAUAAGCAGGUUUCCGCGGCUCGGGCGAGAUGGGUCGAUAAAAGGGGCAUGGAGAAGUUUCGUGCUCAGGGCGUGGUGAGAGGGCUACGCGGACUCGAAUUUUCAUUGAUCCUGUACAAUAUAAAGGGAAGCAUGAGGCGGCGGCCACGGAGUUUAGCACUAUGUUGCGACUGUAGAAUAGAUGUCUGAAUAAAGAUCAUAAACACUGCGAUGAAUUGUUGUUGCAGUUGGACUUAUUUGAUGG
Messenger RNA from Pseudogymnoascus verrucosus, 924 nucleotides. RefSeq lists its product as uncharacterized. Gene Ontology annotation, cellular component: mitochondrial large ribosomal subunit. The record is from RefSeq and is a predicted model, not a curated record. The coding region runs from base 28 to 645 and encodes 205 amino acids. Gene Ontology annotation, molecular function: structural constituent of ribosome. Lineage: Eukaryota; Fungi; Ascomycota; Leotiomycetes; Thelebolales; Thelebolaceae. The transcript has a single exon.